AUGGGAGCCUUCGAGUCAUUCCAGCAGCUGCAACAACCGCAGCAGCAUCUGCUGGUGACAGGCCCCCCUGCAGAUGCGGUCGACUGGCUCCAGCAGCAGCAUCAAGUGGCGGCAGUACCACAAGGAGCAGCAGCGACGCAGGUACUUGACGAAUUGCAACAGAGUCUCGAAGAUUCAAACGGCUUUGCUACCCGUUGCGAGGACACAGCGGCAGCAGCGGGUACCUUAGCAGUGGGCGUAAACGCAGCAAAUUCAGCGUCUGCAUGCGUUCCAUCACAAUGCCCGUCCUCAGCGCACGAGGGCACUAGGGGGGUGGCUCCUCCACCUCCAGAUCACGGCUGGCUACCCUUGGCACUAGGCACGCCAAACACAGGACUAAGAGUCACGGCAGCAGCAGCCGAGGACAGGGUGCCUUCCCUCUCGGCAGCCGCACUGGCAUCCGCCCCCGAAGCAGCAACGCAGGAUCUGCAGGCAGAAGAAAGACACUGCUGGAUACAGAGGCAGCUGCGGCAUCCACAGCUCCUGUCAUUUGCACUGGAGACGGACAAGGAGAGUGUGUCCACGUUCCACUGGGGCGAAACGCGAGUUGGCAGCCAGAAUGAUGCUGCUGCUGCAGCGCUUGCUGCUGUGCAGCUGACAGCCCAAGCAGCGAGAGGGGCCGUUGGGUGCAAAUGCACGGUGGUGUGUGGCGAUGGGCAGCGAGAAGAAACCCCUGCCUCUGCCUGCUGUCUUCGUAUGCAGGAAGGAGGCGACAAGAUGAAGAAGCUUGAAAGGGCGGGGGAGGCGUCGCCAGACACGGCGUCUCCCAAUCCCGCAGCCGCACACCAGCCAGCAGCAGCGAAAACAUCGAAUGAAGCAGUUCACUUGCAGCGCGUCCUGUAUUUGUAUCCUUCAAUUUGCGAGAAGAGACUGACGGUUUCUGCCGUCUGUUCCCCUCGGCUUGUGCAGUCCGUUAUGGAGCAAAGAGCGAAGCUUGACCAGAUCUUUGACUCUGGGAGAGCGCACCUGUAUCAUCAAGCGAGGGAGUCGCUCUUCCCUCAGGACUCUAUGCGAAGCAAGCCGAACCACAGCAGAGCAGGCGACAAAAUAGAGGAGAUGAGUUUCUGCAUCGACAAGUGGUGCAGCCGCCACUGCGGCAGCGACGGCGACGGGUGCGGCCUCUUGGGAGCACUCAGUGGAGGCUGCCAUCUUCAACAAGCAGGAGCAGAGCCUCGAGGAGGCACCGAUCCACGCAGCGCCUGCGCCGUGCAGCAGGACGCUGCAGAAGCAGGUGCAGGGAGUUGCGCUGUCGAACUAGCAACAGAGGCACCAGGAACAACAACCCCACCGGCGACGAAAGUUUUCGUCGAUCUCUGCGGCGGUCCGGGAGCGUGGAGCUUGUUUAUUCUAAGCCGAUGCCAAUCGGGGGCAUGGGAAGGGGGAGGUCUGGCAAGCCAUGACUUGGCGAACCUUUCGAACGCGCGCGCCUCCCACAGGGGAGAUAUCUUUGCGGCAAUUGCCGAGGAGGUGCUGCGACGCCUGAAGCAACCGCAGGCUCAGCAGGAGCAGCUGAAGCAGCAGCAACAGGGCACGGAGAUCUACGGAUUCGGAGUCACAAAGAAGGGUUCCGAGCUGGCCAAGAGCACCGAGUGCCUCCGACUCUCUGCCAGCGUUUUCCAAUUGCUGCUCCGGCAUCCAGGGGCGUCUGACCCUCCGCGUGUACCGGUGUGUGCAGCUCUCUGGGGGACUGAUGGCACGGGAGACAUCUGUGCUGCGGGAAAUCUGCAGCACGUAGCGAGUGAAAUCUUCCAGUUUCUUCGCUCCAGGAAAGAGCAGCAGGGGCCGCAGCAAACCCAACAGCAGCAAGAGCAGCAAGCGCAGCAAGGCGUGCACUCUCCAGCCAACGCAAAGAAUGCCGAGCAUACUGCAGAAGAUCCCGUCUUGAACUUUGAGGAAGGCGUUGCACUCGUGGUUGCAGACGGUAGCAGCGAUUUGCCUUUUGCGUCUGCAGCUUUGCACGAAGGCCGUCACGUGGAGAACCUUCAAGAACUGAUAUCUGGCCCUCUGCUGCUAUCUGAGCUGCUCGGAGCGUUGCUGUUGUUGCAAGAAGGGGGCCACUUUGUUCUCAAGCUGUUUGACUGUUUUUCUGUCUUCACUGCAAGUGUAGUGUACGCUGUUAGGCAGUUGUUUAGGGGAUGUUUAAUCCUGAAGCCUGUGCGGAGCAGGGCGGUGAACAGUGAAAGGCUUGCGUGUCGGCAUGCAGAUGUUCGCUUCAUGAAGAGCCUGAGCGAGGCCGCUACAAUCUUGUGCGUACGCCAGUUUGUUGCCAUCUCCAUGGUCUUAUCCAAGACGCUGUUCACAGCACCCCGUGGCAGCACUGGCAGCAGCUGGGGGGUCGCUGGAGGGCAGGAGCAGCAAUUGCAGCAACGCGACAGGGAGACUGACUUGCUGCAGCUUCAGCUGAGGCAACUGGAGCAGCAACUGCAACAGCAGAGGGAGGACCAGAAGAAACAGCAGCAGCUACAGCUGCAGCUGCAGCUGCUACAAAUGCAGCAGCUGCAAAUGCUUCAGUACAGAAACAUCAGUACACUCACCCCAGAGGCGCUGCAGCAGCAGCUGCUAUUGCAGCAGCACCUUCAGCAACAGCUGCAGCAGCAGCAAUCGAUGCAGCAGCGAUUGCGGCCCCAACAACAAGAACCGGUUUUUAUGGGUCUACAACAGCAGCAGUUGCAGCAGCAAGAACAGCAAUCAAACACGAGCGUGUACAAGCAUCUUUUUCAAGGGCCGUCAUUGUCACAGCAGCAGCAGCAAGUGCAGCAGCAGCUCCACCGCAAACAAAGUGGUUCUGCUCUUGCGGAAUCAGCACCAACAACAGAUGCAGACACAACGCUUCCGGAAGGUUCAUUGCUUGAAAUGGGAUCUUUCCUUUCCCUAACACACAACCAGCAGCAGCAACAAUAUGGCCAGCACGGCCUUUUGAUACUGCAGCAGGAGAGAGCGAGACUCGCACUACAGCAGCAGCAACUUGAAGCGCUGCACCAGCAACUACAGGAAGGAACAGACCAUAAUCGGCAGGAUCAGCCCAAAGUUCCGUAUAUCCCUGGCGCCUCAAGGACUGCAUGUACUGCUGGUCCCGUAGCCUCCAUAAGGAUCGCCUCAGCUCUAAAACCAUAUUGA
Messenger RNA from Cyclospora cayetanensis, 3156 nucleotides. RefSeq lists its product as uncharacterized. Gene Ontology annotation, molecular function: methyltransferase cap1 activity. NCBI's taxonomy places the organism in Eukaryota, Apicomplexa, Conoidasida, Eucoccidiorida, Eimeriidae. Gene Ontology annotation, cellular component: nucleus; cytoplasm. The transcript has 11 exons. The record is from RefSeq and is a predicted model, not a curated record. Bases 1 to 3156 code for a protein of 1051 amino acids. Gene Ontology annotation, biological process: 7-methylguanosine mRNA capping.